AUGAACCUUGAAGCCAGACAUGAAGACGGAGACGAUGUUACGGCAGUCCCUGCCAUUGGAGAUAAUAACGCUCCAGUAGACGGGGCCAACCAAAAUGUCCUUGUAGAGGAGGAUGACGAAAGUGACAAUAGCGAGGAGGAUGAAGAAGACACAAUCCCUCGAGUUAUUGAAAAUAUAGAUGAUCCUCGUCGCAUGAAAUUGACACAAGAGGAGCGAGUGUGGGCCUUGGAAAUCAAGGAAAUGAUAGAAAAUUCCCCAGAGCUCGACACCAAAUACAACGAUUUCAUGUACGCCCAGAUGGCGAUAAUUACAAAAGGUGAUUUGGAGGAUGCAAUGAACCGAGCACAUGGUUUACAAGAUUUUCGGAGAGAGUACAAAAUCCUAGAUACCUUGGAACAAGGACACAUGUGCAUGAAGAAGUUUAUCGAAAUCCUUCCUCUCCAUUGGCUAUCAUUCAGCUUCAGUCCCAGUGAAGGUACCUACAUCCUAGUUCAUGAUGUGAGCAAGAUAGAUACGAACCUUCUCAACACAGUCAGCAAGGUGGAAACUUGGAUGGCAGCAUCAUAUUACUUGCACACAAGUUUCUCUGCAGAUAUGGCGUGCAUUCGAAGGGGCUGUAUUUCCAUGGCUGAGUGUGAAGGCAUGGACUGGACCAAGAAGCAAGACUUCAAGCUAAUUCAAGCUAUGAUCUCUCAGCUUUUGACAGUGUACCCAUUUAUUGGUGAAUUCAGAGGAUUUCAUACUGGAACUGUCUUCAAUGUGUUGGCUUCCAUACUACGCCGAAUCCUUCCUAGUGAUUUCAAAGACACCUUCCGAACUGGGUACAGAUUUGAAGGCAGGCUGGACUCCUUUUAUUUGAUUCCAGAUGUGCCCACAGCAAAUCGGCGGCUGAUAUCACGUUUGUGUGAAACCCUCAAACGCCGGUACGACAAUGAACAAAACUUCUUCCUGACUGAAGAAAAUGGUGCUGUCCAGGUUGCUAGAUAG
Messenger RNA from Seminavis robusta, 987 nucleotides. NCBI's taxonomy places the organism in Eukaryota, Bacillariophyta, Bacillariophyceae, Naviculales, Naviculaceae. The record is from the annotation of a GenBank genome assembly.